Messenger RNA from Aspergillus luchuensis, 459 nucleotides. Its product is annotated as elongin C. Gene Ontology annotation, biological process: ubiquitin-dependent protein catabolic process. Bases 1 to 459 code for a protein of 152 amino acids. Gene Ontology annotation, molecular function: protein-macromolecule adaptor activity. The transcript is spliced from 2 exons. Gene Ontology annotation, cellular component: elongin complex. Lineage: Eukaryota; Fungi; Ascomycota; Eurotiomycetes; Eurotiales; Aspergillaceae. The record is from RefSeq and is a predicted model, not a curated record.
AUGAUUAUUACUCACUUAUCGCCCGCGCGUCUCGUACCUUUGCCAUAUUUCCAUCCAAUUCCAUCUCUCUCGUUUGCUCCAUCUACUACUUACUUAUUUAUUGGUACAUCCCCGCCACCCACUCCCCCUCACACCAUGUCAGCCUCAGAUCCCUCCUCCUCCUCACAGUCCGAAUAUGUGACUCUGGUGUCCGGCGAUGGGUUCGAAUUCGUCAUCCCCCGCAGCACAGCCUGUGUGUCCGGGACGAUACGUCGCAUGUUAGAGCCGUCUAGUCGUUUCUCAGAAUCUGUUACCGGUCGAUGCGUCCUCGAGAAUAUCAGCGGCAUCGUGCUAGAGAAAGUAUGCGAGUAUUUCUGCUACAAUGAGAAGAAUAAGAACCAGACGUACGUUCCGGAUAUGGAUAUUCCGCCGGAGUUGUGUUUGGAGUUGUUGAUGGCGGCGGAUUAUUUGGAUGCUUGA